Molecule: messenger RNA, 768 nt
Organism: Schistosoma haematobium
Lineage: Eukaryota; Metazoa; Platyhelminthes; Trematoda; Strigeidida; Schistosomatidae
Exons: 1
Coding region: 29-421 (130 amino acids)
Source: RefSeq, a predicted model, not a curated record
GUUGUUUUGAAGUCCUGUGGAAUAGACAAUGGGAGAAGAUAAUGUAAAAGUGGCUCUGCAACAGUUUUUAACUUCUUAUAGAAUUACACUGAGUCCAAACUGUCAAGACGAGAAAUCACCAGCCGAAACAAUGUUUGGCCGACUUAUUAGGACAUUUUUUGAUAUUUUGAACCCUAAAGAAAGAAUGAGGGGACUACAAAAAAAUAAGGAGGGGGAUUGCUCGAGUACUCGAGAAUUCAAAGCAGAUGCCUCAGUCUGCGCAUGUGAUAUCCGGCCUGACGAUCCACCACCACAGAGUGAAAUGAGGAAAAAUGGGCUGAAAUCAGAAGUUAAACGAAGAUCACCCAGGGAACGAAAACAAACGAAAUUUCUUCAAAUAAAUCCAAAACUGAAGUCAUACGAUCAAAACUACGUUGUUUAAUACAUAAACAAGCCUGGUGUAGUCACGACACUUACGUGAUUAUUAAAUUUAAAUGUUUAUAUGUGUCUGUAUUCACUCAACAGUCUACUCAAGGUCGUUGUAACUAUUUCUAACCGACAAAACAAUAUCUAGUUUUCCUCGUGAUGCGAAGUGGUCAUGUUAGGAUUCUAAUUUAUCAUCACAUGCGUAUGCAUGCUUGUAGAUAUUUAUGUUAGAAAAGAAAACAAAUAUUUUUUACCCGGUCUUAUAUGUCAAUGGCAUACAAAAACUCACCUGUCGACUUUAAUGCGUAUACUUAAUUGAUAAGGCACCUACAUAGUCGGUUUGCUAUAAAGCCAUAUGAAGAC